Molecule: messenger RNA, 679 nt
Organism: Pyrus x bretschneideri (Chinese white pear)
Lineage: Eukaryota; Viridiplantae; Streptophyta; Magnoliopsida; Rosales; Rosaceae
Product: mitochondrial import inner membrane translocase subunit TIM14-1
Exons: 4
Coding region: 45-458 (137 amino acids)
Biological process (GO): protein import into mitochondrial matrix
Cellular component (GO): PAM complex, Tim23 associated import motor
Molecular function (GO): ATPase activator activity
Source: RefSeq, a predicted model, not a curated record
GUAUCUUCUUCCCCAACUCACAACCAGCUUCGAGAAGCCUCUGAAUGAAAGACAGGCCCCAAAUUCUCAGCUCAGUCACGAUACAUUCCACGAUAUGGUCAGGACUGUGUGAUGUACUUCAGGCUACACCAUUUUUGGCUGGUCUUGCAGUAGCUGCUACUGCCCUUGCUGGUAGAUAUGGUAUCCAGGCUUGGCAUGCGUUCAAGACACGACCACCAAAAGCUAGAAUGCGGAAAUUUUAUGAAGGUGGCUUCCAGCCGACAAUGACAAAGAGGGAAGCAGCUCUUAUUCUCGGUGUCAGGGAAAGUGCAGCUGCAGACAAGGUCAAGGAAGCACAUAGAAAGGUGAUGGUUGCGAACCAUCCUGAUGCAGGCGGCAGUCAUUACCUUGCUUCCAAAAUCAACGAAGCCAAAGAUGUGAUGCUCGGGAAGACAAAGGGCAGCGGAUCAGCAUUUUAACGCAUUUGAAAAUACCUCGACUUCAAGUAGCGUGCUAAUCAGUAAAAUAAUCCCCCUUCACUAAGUUGUUUUGCUGGAAUGUGCGAUUUUGAGAAACAUAGGAAUUCCGUUGCACCUGUCUGUGUAGGUUCAAAUUUAUGUUAAAAUUAAUUGUAUUCAAGUUUGUGAUAUUGAAUGCCAUAAAAAGGGGGGAAAAGGAAAGGCCUUUCUCAUUCUUUUAA